This is a messenger RNA of Hypomesus transpacificus, 842 nucleotides long. Its product is annotated as probable thiopurine S-methyltransferase. The transcript is spliced from 8 exons. The coding region runs from base 20 to 709 and encodes 229 amino acids. The record is from RefSeq and is a predicted model, not a curated record. Gene Ontology annotation, molecular function: thiopurine S-methyltransferase activity. NCBI's taxonomy places the organism in Eukaryota, Metazoa, Chordata, Actinopteri, Osmeriformes, Osmeridae.
CAAACAAAGACAGUGGGAAAUGGCGGUGCAAGCACACAGAGUCAAGGCUGUGGGAGAAUGGGAGGAUCUGUGGAGAGAGGGAAAGACCAGCUUCCACCAGCCUGAUGUCCACAAGAUGCUGGAGAGUCAUAUUGACAAGGUUGUCAACGGACGAAAGAGAGUGCGAUUCUUCUUCCCUCUGUGCGGAAAAGCAGUAGAUAUGAAGUGGUUGGCCGAUAUGGGUCAUUCAGUGGUUGGAGUGGACGUGGUUGAGACGGCUAUUAAGCAGUUCUUUGAAGAGCAGAGUAUGAGCUUCAGUGAAGAAGCGGUCCCAGCUGUCCCUGGUGCAAAGGUUUACAAGAGUAUAGAUGGAGGGAUAUCACUGUACCACUGUGACAUAUAUAAACUCUCCAGUUCCAUAUUGGGCCAGUUCGGAGGAAUCUGGGACAGAGGUUCCUUGGUGGCCAUCAACCCGGGAGACAGAAAAAAGUAUGCUUCCCUGAUGACGUCACUAAUGGACACAGGCUGCCGUUACCUCCUGGACACCUUUUUUUACAACCCAGAUUUAUUCAAGGGCCCACCUUUCUUUGUCUCGGAUGAGGAGUUAGAGACACUAUUUGCAGAGAAAUGUGAUGUGGAGUUGCUGCAGUCUUGCGAUGAACUCCCUCGCCUCGACUGGAGCACGGGUGUAUUCAUAGAGAGAGUUCAUUUACUAACUCCAAAAGCCUAAUUAUUUACUUGUUGGUCCAAUUGUAUAUUCUUUUUCCAAAAUGGCAAUGACAACAUUGUGUUAUGUUGGUUACCCAUAUGAAUAUGCGAAUUGGUUUUGAUCGAUGUCUAAAUAAACAAUUGUUUGAACAGCU